This is a messenger RNA of Pezoporus occidentalis (night parrot), 709 nucleotides long. It is a transcript of the gene DNLZ, whose product is annotated as DNL-type zinc finger. Bases 1 to 606 code for a protein of 201 amino acids. Gene Ontology annotation, molecular function: zinc ion binding; protein-folding chaperone binding. Lineage: Eukaryota; Metazoa; Chordata; Aves; Psittaciformes; Psittacidae. Gene Ontology annotation, cellular component: mitochondrion. The record is from RefSeq and is a predicted model, not a curated record. Gene Ontology annotation, biological process: protein stabilization; protein import into mitochondrial matrix; protein folding. The transcript is spliced from 3 exons.
AUGGCUGCCGCCAGUAGCGGGCAUGGCCGCCGCCAUUACCCAUCAUGGCCGCCGCCGCCUCAGUGCCCGCCCCCUCCGCGCGCCUGCGCCAGCGCCAUGCAGCGCGCGGCGCGGCCGUUGCUGGGAGUCCUGCUCCGCGCGGCCGCUCCAUGGCGGCCCUGGCCCGCGCCGCUGCCCCUGCCCCACCGCCUGCCCCACCGCCCGCCCCACCGCCCGCCCCACCGCCCGGCCUGCACCGCCACCGACCCAGAGCAGCCGAGGACCAAGCACUAUCGCCUGGUGUACACCUGCAAGGUCUGCCAGACCCGAUCGGCCAAAACCAUUUCCAAACUGGCCUACCAUAACGGCGUGGUGAUCGUGACGUGCCCGGGCUGCGGCAACCACCACGUCAUAGCCGACAACCUGGGCUGGUUCUCGGACCUGCAGGGGAAGCGGAAUAUCGAGGAGAUCCUGGCAGCCAAAGGGGAGCGGGUGAGACGUGUGGCUGGGGAGGAAGCCCUGGAGCUGCUCCUGGAGAGCUCGGCAGAGACCGGGUCCGGAGGGGAGUCCACAGAGGGAGAAGGUGGGGAAGCCCCCCCCAAGAUCGGCAGCAAGGGGCAGACCUGACAGACGGGGCCUGUGUGCUCUGCUGAUGGCAAGAGACUCUUAACCUUCAUUCCUUGAUUUCAGUGGUCUGUGUUUAAUAAACUGGGGGAUUGGUCGUUCUUUA